AUGCAUAAAGCUGAGUUUUUGGAUAGCCAUCCUACUCAAAUAAGCUCGAUUUUGGCUGGUGGUUACAACCAUCCGCUUCUAAGAGAUUGGCAAAAUGAACGUCAAUUGACGAAAAACAUGUUUAUCUUCCCACUCUUCAUAUCCGACGAUGCAGACGAGGAAACACCUAUUGAUUCGUUGCCCAACAUCAAGAGGUUUGGUGUGAACAAACUUGCAGCUUAUUUGAAACCUCUAGUGGCCAAGGGACUCAGAGCAGUCAUCUUAUUCGGAGUACCCAUGAAGGCAGGAUCCAAAGAUCCGGUGGCCACUUCGGCAGACGACCCAGAGGGACCUGUCAUCCAAGGUAUCAAACUUCUCAAACGGGAAUUCCCAGAUCUUUACAUCGUAUGUGACACUUGUCUAUGUGAAUACACUUCGCAUGGCCACUGUGGCGUGCUUUAUGAAGAUGGAAGUAUCAACCGUGAAGAAUCGGUUCGCAGAAUUGCUGCAGUCGCUGUCAAUUACGCCAAAGCCGGUGCUCAUGCUAUUGCCCCCAGUGAUAUGAUUGAUGGUAGAAUCAGAGAGAUCAAAUUGGGACUCAUUGAUGCUGGCUUGGCGCACCAAACGUUUGUCAUGAGCUAUGCGGCGAAAUUCAGUGGGAACUUGUACGGUCCAUUCCGAGAUGCUGCGUGCUCUGCACCUUCCAAGGGAGACCGAAAGAACUACCAGCUGCCCUCUGGUGGUCGUGGUUUGGCUCGUCGUGCUGUCAAGAGAGAUCUUGAAGAGGGAAGUGACGGUAUCAUCGUCAAACCUUCCACUUUCUACUUGGACGUCAUGGCAGACGCUGCUGAAAUCGCCCGGGAUAUACCCAUCUGCGCAUACCACGUAUCUGGCGAGUAUGCCAUGCUCCACGCUGCAGCAGAAAAGGGUGUCGUCGAUUUCAAAACAAUUGCAUUUGAAUCGCACCAGGGAUUUUUGAGAGCUGGAGCUCGGCUCAUUAUCUCUUACCUCACCCCUGAGUUCUUGGACUGGUUGAGUUUGUAG
Messenger RNA from Lachancea sp. 'fantastica', 1023 nucleotides. The record is from the annotation of a GenBank genome assembly. NCBI's taxonomy places the organism in Eukaryota, Fungi, Ascomycota, Saccharomycetes, Saccharomycetales, Saccharomycetaceae.